Molecule: messenger RNA, 3367 nt
Organism: Harpegnathos saltator (Jerdon's jumping ant)
Lineage: Eukaryota; Metazoa; Arthropoda; Insecta; Hymenoptera; Formicidae
Product: neuroendocrine convertase 1
Exons: 15
Coding region: 260-2365 (701 amino acids)
Biological process (GO): peptide hormone processing
Cellular component (GO): neuron projection; membrane
Molecular function (GO): serine-type endopeptidase activity
Source: RefSeq, a predicted model, not a curated record
CCGGCGAAUUCCGUCGUCAUUGUCCUGCCAGUCGCGUAGACGGUACGCGCGCGGCGGAGAAAUCGCGGACGGAGCUCCUCCGCCAGAAGUCGGGAGCGCUGUCGCGCGCACGAAGGUGAGAAGAAAAAGGAGCGACACCUCUCGGGAGUGGCCGUGGUGGCGGUAGGCGGUGGAAGUAUUAAUUGCGCGAUCGCCGCAAUUUAUCGCUCCCCUCGCCCGCUCGCGCGGCCAUUGCGCGGCCAAGAAGACAUCUGCAGCCAUGCUGGUCAGAGCGUGCGCGCGCGUUAUUACGCGGCUCAUUGUCGUCGUCGUGUCUGCAUCCAAUUUCAUCGCCGGUGCCGACGUGAUGGACGUCAACGUCCACGUGGAUCAUCGCGAGGAGUGGGUCGUCAGGGUGCAGGGUGGAUCGCAAGUGGCGUCGCUAUUGGCUGUGCAGUCUGGUUACAAGCACCACGGCUCGGUUCUCGGAUUCAAGGACACAUAUAUAUGGCUCAAAGACUCUAGCCCGAGUGAACAGAAGAGAGGAAAUCUUCGUUUGACGAAGGCCCUUGAUGCAAAUUCCAAGAUCGUCUGGGCGGAUCAACAGAAAACCGUGAAACGACUUAAACGCGAUUACAUCUCGUUAGCCGACUUGGACUCUGAAAAACCCUUAACGAGAGAGAAGCGUCUGCAAUUAAACGCAUACGGAGCUGCUUUAAAUGCCGUUAACAGCGAGGAAGAAAAUUACGGUGCUGUCCAUAGGACAAGGAUGUUUAACGACGAGCUUUGGGAUCAAGAAUGGUACCUGCAAGACACGAGGACGAAUAAAGCUUUGCCGAAGCUCGACUUAAACGUCCUGCCUCUGUAUCGACUAGGGAUAACUGGUCGUGGGGUAAAAAUUGCUGUUCUUGACGACGGUUUAGAGUACAGCCACGAUGAUCUGCGAAACAAUUACGACGCAGCCAUUAGUUACGACAUAAACGAGGGUGACACCGAUCCUAUUCCAAGAUACGACGUAUCGGGGAUGAACGGUCACGGUACCAGGUGUGCCGGCGAAAUAGCAAUGGAGGCCAACAACCGGAAGUGCGGGGUUGGUAUCGCCUUCGAGGCGUCCAUCGGGGGCAUCAAGCUGCUUGACGGCUUGGUGAACGAUCGCGUGGAAGGCGAGGCUCUGGGCUACGAGCAGGAACUCGUCGACAUUUACACGGCUUCCUGGGGACCGGCGGACGAUGGGAAGAGUUUGGAGGCACCCGGUAGACUCGCCGUUGAGGCGCUCGAGCGUGGUGUAAGGGAGGGUCGUAACGGUAAAGGUAACAUUUACGUAUGGGCUUCUGGAAACGGCGGCUCUAAAUCGGACGACUGUGCAUGCGACGGAUACGUCGGGAGUGUAUACACCGUGGCUGUUGGAUCGGCUAGCCAAACUGGAAGAUUUCCUUGGUACGGGGAAAGGUGUCCUGCCACCCUCGCUACGACGUACAGUAGUGGCGCCUAUCACGACCAGAUGAUAGCAACAACGGACCUAAAAAACACUUGUACGACCAGGCAUACGGGUACUUCAGCUUCUGCGCCAUUAGCCGCUGGGAUACUGGCUCUCGCGCUGCAAGUAAACGACGACCUGACGUGGAGGGACAUCCAGCAUCUGGUGACCUGGUCAUCGGAGUAUAGUCCUCUCAGGGAAAACCCGGGAUGGUUUAAGAACGCGGCUGGAUUCUGGUUCAACUCGCGUUUCGGCUUCGGGCUUAUGAACGCGUACGCGUUGGUAGCGGCGAGCAGCAACUGGACGACGGUGCCGGGGAAGACUGUUUGCAAAGUGGAUAACGUAUAUACGGCCGAUAUCGGACUGGCUUAUGGAAAUUCGAAGAAACUCCAGUUCGACGCCGGCAGCGUUUGUCGGACACCAGGAAGCGAGAUAAUCUCCCUGGAGCACGUGGAGAUCGAGGUGAAUCUCGAGUACUCUCGUCGCGGGGCGCUGCAGAUGCAUCUGGCCGCGCCCUCAGGGACCUUAGUCCAAAUCUUAAGCCCAAGGAUGCUGGAUAAUUCCGACGCUGGUUUUGCGAAGUGGAAAUUCAUGUCCGUGGCGACGUGGGGCGAAGAUCCUCGUGGAACCUGGACCCUGGACAUAUUUGAUCAAACCGGCCCGGUGCAGAACAACGGCACGAUCGGGGCAUUUACGCUGAUUUUACACGGCACCGAGCGGAUACCGGAUUAUCGUAAGAACGGGCCGAGAAUUUACGACGAGGACUACAAUCGUAUACGUAAAACCUACGGCGUGGUCGAGCCGAUCGCGACAAAUUCCGCCCAGGAUGAAUACGAACGACGUAUACAGUGGCCGGGAAUUGACGACAUUUUGGACGAGCACUGGUUGCAAAAGCUGCUAAAAUUGUGAUAUGCAGCGUUCUAGUUGCGCUGAUGCGCAUCAAACAUUAUUAAAUUAACGAGAGAUGAAGAGCACCAAUUACUGUGAUUAUUACAGCGAUGCAAAAUACGGCAUAGAGCUGCGAUACGAUACACCGAACGUAUCGUUCGAUUCGGGGCUGUGACGGGCUGUUAUUAUUAAAUAAUCGCGUCUUUAGCCGCUCCGAGUGACGAGAUCUUCAGUCUCGCAACGAUCAGAUUUAUUUCGCGUCCGUCACCGAAACAUAAAUAUUUGACUGGCAUCCGUGCCGAAGAGUAACGCAGUCGAGCAGAAAAAAACUAGCCGAAACAAUAUGUGGAAUCAUUUCGCAAACAUGCGAGACGAUCGAUCGUUGCGCGACGUUGUUUAUUUACUUUACGUUUACGUUGCUGCAAAGUUUCGUUCGGCGAGAUGCGAAACACUGCGCGGCAGGCAGCCAACGUCGAUAAUACCUCGGACGAAGGAAAGUUACGUUUCGCUGCAAAUUAGCCGUGAUACGAUUGCAUUUUGCAUCGAUCAGUCCCGAGCAAGAAUUGUCGUCGCCCGCGCGUAUCGCUUAUAACGUCGAAAAAAGAUCUCCUUGACCUCUUCCUACUUUGUCGCCGGCUUUCGGCGUAUUUUGUGAAAUCGCUGUAUUUAUCGUGGAACAGCGGCGCUUGACACAGAGAGGCACGGUCGAAAAUCGCACAUCGUAAAUCGUGCGGACAUAAAUAAGCCAUGCGAGAGAAUAUUAGUGCGUCGACGUGAUUUUACCUUUGCGCAGAAAGAAUGCCCUGGUUUUUUCCACGUCGGAAAUUACCAUAUUAUUCUCGUGCUCUAUUUCUCGUUGCGCGCUUCGGCACAAAACUCCAAACGGCCCCUUUCUCGUGUUGUAAUUAAAUUCCAACAAUUAUCGCGCGAGAAAAUUUAGUUAUUUUUCUCGUUGAACAUAAUUAUUAUUAAGCAUGCAGCCGGCUCUAUACCUCAAGCGCACAAAGAAAAUGAGGUGAAAUU